GCGGGCGCGAGGGGAGGCGCGGGGCCGGGCGCGCCGAACAAUAGACGCGGGCGGGCGGCCGGCGCGGGAGCGGCAGCGGGCGGCCAGCGCCCCGGAGCGCCCAUGGGGCGGCGCGUCCCGUCCUGAGGCGGCCGCGCCCCGCCCGCCGCCCCGACCCCGCGGCCGCCGCAGUCAUGAACCCCCCGGAGGGGGCCGCGGACGAGGGAGGAGCCGCCGACUCGGACGUGGACGCCUUUUUCCGCACAGGAUCUUUUCGGAAUGAUGGUUUGAAAGCUUCUGAUGUCCUUCCCAUCUUAAAGGAAAAAGUGGCCUUCGUGUCUGGGGGCCGUGAUAAGCGAGGUGGACCCAUCCUGACCUUCCCUGCUCGCAGCAAUCAUGACAGAAUAAGACAGGAAGACCUGCGGAAACUGGUGACCUAUUUGGCCAGUGUGCCAAGCGAGGACGUGUGCAAACGUGGCUUCACUGUCAUCAUCGACAUGCGGGGCUCCAAGUGGGACCUCAUUAAGCCCCUCCUUAAGACACUGCAGGAAGCCUUUCCAGCUGAGAUCCAUGUGGCCCUCAUCAUCAAACCCGACAACUUCUGGCAGAAGCAGAAGACCAAUUUUGGCAGCUCCAAAUUCAUCUUUGAGACGAGCAUGGUGUCUGUGGAGGGCCUCACCAAGCUGGUGGACCCCUCCCAGCUGACCGAGGAGUUUGAUGGCUCGCUGGACUACAACCACGAGGAGUGGAUUGAGCUGCGGCUCUCGUUGGAGGAGUUCUUCAACAGCGCCGUGCACCUGCUCUCGCGCCUUGAGGACCUCCAGGAGAUGCUGGCCCGGAAGGAGUUCCCCGUAGACGUGGAGGGCUCUCGGCGGCUCAUUGAUGAGCACACGCAGCUCAAGAAGAAGGUGCUGAAGGCCCCCGUGGAGGAGCUGGACCGGGAGGGGCAGCGGCUGCUGCAGUGCAUUCGCUGCAGCGACGGCUUCUCAGGGCGCAACUGCAUCCCGGGCAGCGCAGACUUCCAGAGCCUGGUGCCCAAGAUCACCAGCCUGCUGGACAAGCUGCACUCCACCCGGCAACACCUGCACCAGAUGUGGCACGUGCGGAAGCUCAAGCUAGACCAAUGCUUCCAGUUGCGGCUCUUCGAGCAGGAUGCAGAGAAGAUGUUCGACUGGAUAAGCCACAACAAGGAGUUAUUCCUCCAGAGCCAUACGGAGAUUGGAGUCAGCUACCAGCACGCCCUAGACCUCCAGACGCAACACAAUCACUUUGCCAUGAACUCUAUGAAUGCCUAUGUCAACAUCAAUCGCAUCAUGUCUGUGGCUUCCCGCCUCUCUGAAGCUGGCCAUUAUGCCUCGCAGCAAAUCAAGCAGAUUUCCACGCAGCUGGACCAGGAGUGGAAGAGCUUUGCAGCUGCUCUGGAUGAGCGCAGCACCAUUCUGGCCAUGUCUGCCGUAUUCCACCAGAAGGCCGAGCAGUUCUUGUCAGGAGUCGAUGCCUGGUGCAAGAUGUGCAGUGAAGGAGGCCUGCCUUCUGAGAUGCAAGACCUUGAGCUGGCCAUCCACCACCACCAGUCCUUGUAUGAGCAGGUGACCCAGGCUUACACAGAGGUGAGCCAGGAUGGCAAAGCCUUGCUGGAUGUGCUGCAGCGUCCCCUGAGUCCUGGGAACUCAGAGUCCCUCACAGCCACAGCAAACUACUCCAAGGCGGUUCAUCAGGUGCUAGACGUGGUGCAUGAGGUCCUGCACCACCAGCGGCGGCUCGAGAGCAUCUGGCAGCAUCGAAAGGUGCGGCUGCACCAGCGGCUGCAGCUCUGUGUCUUCCAGCAAGAUGUCCAGCAGGUGUUGGACUGGAUUGAAAAUCAUGGUGAGGCCUUUCUCAGCAAACACACAGGGGUUGGCAAGUCCCUACAUCGAGCUCGGGCCCUGCAGAAGAGACAUGAUGACUUUGAAGAGGUGGCUCAGAACACAUACACCAAUGCAGACAAGCUCCUAGAGGCAGCAGAGCAGCUGGCGCAGACCGGGGAAUGUGACCCCGAGGAGAUCUACAAGGCAGCCCGACACCUGGAGGUGCGCAUCCAGGACUUCGUGCGCAGAGUGGAGCAGCGGAAACUUCUGCUGGACAUGUCCGUCUCCUUCCACACGCACACCAAAGAGUUGUGGACAUGGAUGGAAGAUCUUCAGAAGGAGAUGCUGGAGGAUGUCUGUGCAGACUCGGUAGAUGCAGUGCAGGAACUGAUCAAGCAGUUCCAGCAGCAGCAAACUGCCACUCUGGAUGCCACACUCAAUGUCAUCAAGGAAGGCGAAGACCUUAUCCAGCAGCUCAGGUCAGCGCCUCCCUCCCUGGGGGAGCCCAGCGAGGCCAGGGACUCAGCUGUCUCCAACAACAAGACACCCCACAGUAGCUCCAUCAGCCAUAUAGAGUCAGUCCUGCAGCAGCUGGAUGACGCCCAGGUGCAGAUGGAGGAGCUAUUCCAUGAGCGGAAAAUCAAGCUGGACAUCUUCCUGCAGCUGCGCAUCUUUGAGCAAUAUACCAUAGAGGUGACAGCAGAGCUGGAUGCUUGGAAUGAAGACCUGCUUCGACAGAUGAAUGAUUUCAACACGGAGGAUCUGACGCUGGCUGAGCAGCGACUGCAGCGGCACACGGAGCGGAAACUGGCCAUGAACAACAUGACGUUCGAGGUGAUCCAGCAAGGCCAGGACCUGCACCAGUACAUCAUGGAGGUGCAGGCCUCAGGAAUCGAGUUAAUAUGUGAGAAAGACAUUGAUCUGGCAGCCCAGGUACAAGAGCUAUUGGAGUUCCUCCAUGAGAAGCAACAUGAAUUGGAACUCAAUGCAGAGCAGACCCAUAAGCGACUUGAGCAGUGCCUCCAACUGCGGCACCUACAGGCUGAGGUCAAACAGGUCCUGGGAUGGAUCCGCAACGGAGAGUCGAUGCUCAGUGCCAGCCUGGUCAAUGCCAGCUCUUUGUCUGAAGCAGAGCAGCUGCAGCGGGAGCACGAGCAGUUCCAACUGGCCAUCGAGUCCCUCUUUCAUGCCACUUCCUUGCAGAAGACGCACCAGAGCGCCCUGCAGGUGCAGCAGAAAGCUGAGGCGCUGCUUCAGGCUGGACACUAUGAUGCCGAUGCCAUUCGGGAGUGUGCUGAGAAGGUGGCUCUCCACUGGCAGCAGCUCAUGCUCAAGAUGGAAGACAGGCUCAAACUAGUCAACGCUUCCGUGGCAUUCUACAAGACUUCUGAACAGGUUUGUAGUGUGCUGGAGAGCUUAGAGCAAGAGUACCGGAGAGAUGAAGACUGGUGCGGUGGACGAGAUAAGUUGGGACCAGCAGCAGAGAUUGACCACGUCAUUCCACUUAUCAGCAAACAUCUGGAACAAAAGGAGGCCUUUCUUAAGGCUUGCACGCUGGCGCGGAGGAACGCCGAAGUGUUUCUCAAGUACAUCCACAGGAACAACGUCAGCAUGCCCAGUGCCGCUAGCCACACCCGUGGGCCUGAGCAGCAGGUGAAAGCCAUCUUGAGUGAGCUCUUACAGAGGGAGAAUCGAGUUCUGCAUUUCUGGACCCUGAAGAAGCGACGGUUAGACCAGUGCCAGCAAUAUGUGGUAUUUGAGCGCAGCGCUAAACAGGCACUGGACUGGAUCCAAGAAACAGGUGAAUUUUACCUUUCAACACAUACCUCCACUGGAGAGACCACAGAGGAGACUCAGGAGCUGCUGAAAGAAUAUGGGGAGUUCAGGGUCCCUGCCAAGCAAACAAAGGAGAAGGUGAAGCUCUUGAUUCAGCUGGCUGACAGCUUUGUGGAGAAGGGACACAUUCAUGCCACAGAGAUCAGGAAAUGGGUGACCACUGUGGACAAGCAUUACAGAGACUUCUCCCUGAGGAUGGGGAAGUACCGGUACUCCCUGGAGAAAGCGCUGGGCGUCAACACGGAGGACAACAAGGACCUGGAGCUGGACAUCAUCCCAGCAAGCCUUUCAGAUAGGGAGGUCAGGCUGCGGGAUGCCAACCAUGAGGUCAAUGAAGAGAAGAGGAAGUCAGCCCGGAAGAAAGAAUUCAUCAUGGCUGAGCUGCUCCAGACGGAAAAGGCUUAUGUAAGAGACUUGCAUGAGUGCUUGGAGACCUACCUGUGGGAAAUGACCAGUGGUGUGGAAGAGAUUCCCCCUGGGAUCCUAAAUAAAGAACAUAUCAUCUUUGGCAACAUCCAGGAGAUCUAUGAUUUCCAUAACAACAUCUUCCUCAAGGAGCUGGAGAAGUAUGAGCAGCUUCCUGAGGAUGUGGGACACUGCUUUGUUACCUGGGCGGACAAAUUUCAGAUGUAUGUCACCUACUGUAAAAACAAGCCUGAUUCCAACCAGCUGAUCCUGGAGCACGCAGGCACUUUCUUUGACGAGAUCCAGCAGCGGCACGGCCUGGCCAACUCCAUCUCUUCCUACCUAAUUAAACCUGUUCAGAGGAUCACCAAGUAUCAGCUGCUCCUGAAGGAACUUUUAACUUGCUGUGAAGAAGGGAAAGGGGAGCUCAAGGAUGGCCUGGAGGUGAUGCUCAGUGUCCCAAAGAAAGCCAAUGAUGCCAUGCACGUCAGCAUGCUAGAAGGGUUUGAUGAGAACCUGGACGUACAGGGGGAGCUGAUCCUCCAGGACGCCUUCCAAGUGUGGGACCCGAAGUCUCUCAUCCGAAAGGGGCGGGAGCGGCAUUUGUUCCUCUUUGAGAUCUCCUUGGUCUUUAGCAAAGAGAUCAAAGACUCUUCAGGACACACGAAAUAUGUUUACAAGAACAAGCUACUGACCUCAGAGCUGGGUGUGACCGAGCACGUAGAGGGCGAUCCCUGCAAAUUCGCCUUGUGGUCUGGGCGCACCCCAUCCUCAGACAAUAAGACAGUGCUGAAAGCCUCCAACAUAGAAACUAAGCAGGAGUGGAUCAAGAAUAUACGGGAGGUGAUUCAAGAAAGGAUAAUUCACCUGAAAGGAGCUUUAAAGGAGCCAAUUCAGCUCCCCAAAACACCAGCCAAACAGAGGAACAAUAGUAAGAGGGAUGGAGUAGAGGAGAUUGACAGCCAGGGGGAUGGGAGCAGCCAGCCUGACACCAUCUCCAUUGCCUCUAGAACUUCUCAGAACACAGUGGACAGUGACAAGGUCACGAAAGCAGGACACUACCAGCUUUCCAGAAGUCCCCUGUGUGCCCCUCCCUGGUCACAACCCUGUCCUUCUCCCCUAAAGCUGUCCGGAGGAUGCGAGCUGACCGUGGUCCUGCAGGACUUCAGCGCGGCACACAGCAGCGAGCUGAGCGUCCAGGUGGGCCAGACCGUGGAGCUGCUGGAGCGGGCCAGCGAGCGGCCCGGCUGGUGUCUGGUCCGCACCACGGAGCGGAGCCCCCCGCAGGAAGGCCUGGUCCCCAGCAGCGUCCUGUGCAUCUCCCACUCUCGGAGCAGCGUGGAGAUGGACUGCUUCUUUCCCUUGGUGAAAGAUGCAUAUUCCCAUUCCUCGAGUGAAAAUGGAGGCAAGUCUGAGUCAGUGGCCAACCUGCAGGCUCAGUCCUCCCUGAACUCCAUUCAUAGCUCUCCCGGGCCCAAGCGUUCCACCAACACCCUGAAGAAAUGGCUGACGAGUCCCGUGCGCCGCCUCAACAGUGGGAAAGCAGAUGGAAACAUCAAGAAGCAGAAGAAAGUACGGGAUGGCAGGAAGAGCUUCGACCUGGGAUCUCCUAAGCCUGGGGAUGAAACAACCCCACAGGGAGACAGCGCUGAUGAGAAGAGCAAGAAAGGUUGGGGUGAAGAUGAGCCAGAUGAAGAGUCACACACACCUCUCCCUCCACCUAUGAAGAUCUUCGACAAUGACCCUACCCAGGACGAGAUGUCCUCCUCUUUGCUAGCAGCUCGGCAGGCUUCCGCCGAAGUACCUACUGCCGCAGACCUUGUCAAUGCAAUAGAACAGUUGGUCAAAAGCAAGCUGAGUCUGGAAGGAGGCUCCUAUCGGGGGAGUUUGAAAGACCCCACAGGCUGCCUGAAUGAGGGAAUGAGCCCUCCCACACCUCCUAGAAACCUGGAAGAAGAACAGAAAGCCAAGGCCCUGAGAGGCAGGAUGUUUGUCCUGAAUGAGCUGGUACAAACAGAGAAAGACUAUGUCAAGGAUCUGGGGAUUGUGGUGGAGGGCUUCAUGAAAAGAAUAGAGGAGAAGGGCGUUCCCGAGGACAUGCGGGGGAAGGACAAGAUCGUGUUUGGGAACAUCCACCAGAUCUAUGACUGGCACAAAGACUUUUUCCUGGCUGAACUGGAGAAAUGCCUCCAGGAGCAAGACAGAUUGGCCCAGCUCUUCAUCAGACAUGAGAGGAAGCUGCACAUCUACGUGUGGUACUGCCAGAACAAGCCACGCUCCGAGUACAUCGUGGCUGAGUAUGACACCUACUUUGAAGAAGUCAAGCAGGAAAUCAACCAAAGGCUCACACUGAGUGACUUCCUCAUCAAACCCAUUCAGAGAAUAACAAAGUACCAGUUGCUCCUCAAGGACUUCCUGAGAUACAGCGAGAAGGCCGGUUUGGAGUGCUCAGAUAUUGAGAAAGCAGUGGAGUUAAUGUGCCUUGUUCCCAAACGCUGCAAUGACAUGAUGAAUCUGGGGCGCCUGCAGGGCUUUGAGGGCACCCUUACCGCACAGGGCAAGCUGCUGCAGCAGGACACUUUCUACGUGAUUGAGCUGGAUGCAGGCAUGCAGUCUCGGACCAAGGAGAGGCGCGUGUUCCUCUUUGAGCAAAUUGUCAUCUUCAGUGAACUGCUCAGGAAGGGCUCUCUCACCCCUGGCUACAUGUUCAAGAGGAGCAUCAAGAUGAAUUACUUGGUUCUGGAGGAGAACGUGGACAAUGAUCCCUGCAAAUUUGCACUCAUGAACCGGGAGACUUCAGAGCGGGUCAUCCUACAGGCCGCCAAUGCCGACAUCCAGCAGGCCUGGGUGCAGGACAUCAGCCAAGUCUUAGAAACACAGCGAGAUUUCUUAAAUGCACUACAAUCACCCAUUGAGUAUCAGCGGAAAGAACGAAGCACAGCUGUGAUGAGGGCACAACCUUCAAGGGUACCUCAAGCUAGCCCCCGGCCAUAUUCCUCUGUCCCCGUGGGCUCUGAGAAGCCCCCAAAGGGCCCCAGCUAUAACCCGCCUCUGCCACCUCUGAAGAUAUCUACCUCCAAUGGCAGUCCAGGGUUUGACUACCACCAGCCUGGGGACAAGUUCGAAGUCAGCAAGAGUGACCUGGGCAGCUGCAGCGGGACUUCGUCCAUGGCCGUGAUCAAAGAUUACUACGCACUGAAGGAGAAUGAAAUCUGUGUGAACCAAGGGGAGGUGGUCCAGGUCCUCGCCGUCAACCAGCAGAACAUGUUCCUGGUGUACCAACCAGCCAGCGACCAUUCCCCUGCCGCUGAGGGCUGGGUCCCAGGAAGCAUCCUGGCACCCCUCACCAAAGCCACGGCAGCCACAGAAAAUAGUGACAGCAGCAUCAAGAAGUCAUGUUCAUGGCAUACUCUACGCAUGAGAAAGCGGGCGGAAGUGGAGAGCACGGGUAAAAAUGAAGCCACAGGGCCUCGUAAACCCAAGGAUAUUCUGGGCAACAAAGUCUCUGUUAAAGAGACGAACAGUUCCGAGGAGUCAGAGUGCGAUGAUCUUGACCCUAAUACUAGCAUGGAGAUCUUAAAUCCCAAUUUCAUCCAAGAAGUGGCCCCAGAGUUCCUUGUGCCCUUGGUGGAUGUGACCUGCUUGCUCGGGGACACAGUGAUGCUGCAGUGCAAAGUGUGUGGGCGCCCGAAGCCCACCAUCACCUGGAAGGGCCCUGACCAGAACCUCCUCGACACUGACAACAGCUCAGCCACCUACGCCGUCUCCUCCUGUGACUCCGGGGAGAUCACCCUGAAGAUCUGUAAUCUGAUGCCCCAAGAUAGCGGGAUUUAUACCUGCAUUGCAGCCAAUGACCAUGGGACUGCGUCGACUUCAGCCACAGUGAAGGUGCAAGGUGUGCCGGCCGCCCCCAACCGGCCCAUUGCCCAGGAGAGAAGCUGCUCGUCUGUGAUCCUGCGCUGGCUGCCACCAUCCAGCACAGGCAACUGCACCAUCUCGGGCUACACUGUGGAGUACAGGGAGGAAGGUUCCCAGGCCUGGCAGCAGUCAGUGGCUUCAACCCUGGACACUUACCUCGUCAUUGAAGACCUCAGUCCCGGGAGUCCUUAUCAGUUUCGGGUCAGUGCCAGUAACCCCUGGGGGAUCAGCCUUCCCAGUGAGCCCUCGGAGUUUGUGCGGCUUCCAGAGUAUGAUGCUGCUGCUGAUGGCGCCACCAUUUCUUGGAAGGAUAAUUUUGAUUCUGCUUAUACGGAACUGAAUGAAAUUGGAAGAGGUCGCUUCUCCAUCGUGAAGAAGUGCGUGCACAAAGCCACACGCAAGGAUGUCGCGGUGAAAUUCAUCAGCAAGAAAAUGAAGAAGAAGGAGCAGGCUGCCCAUGAGGCAGCACUCCUACAGCACCUGCAGCACCCCCAGUACAUCACUCUCCAUGACACCUAUGAAUCCCCCACGUCCUACAUCCUCAUUCUGGAGCUGAUGGAUGAUGGCCGGCUCUUAGACUACCUAAUGAAUCAUGAUGAGCUGAUGGAGGAAAAGGUUGCUUUCUAUAUCCGAGACCUCAUGGAAGCAUUGCAGUACCUUCACAACUGCAGGGUUGCUCACCUGGACAUAAAGCCGGAGAAUCUGCUCAUUGACCUCCGGAUCCCGGUGCCACGGGUGAAGCUCAUCGACUUGGAAGAUGCAGUCCAGAUCUCAGGUCACUUCCACAUCCACCACCUGCUGGGGAACCCCGAGUUUGCCGCCCCCGAAGUGAUCCAAGGCAUCCCGGUCUCCCUGGGCACGGAUAUCUGGAGCAUCGGCGUCCUGACAUACGUCAUGCUGAGCGGGGUCUCCCCAUUCCUGGACGAGAGCAAAGAGGAGACGUGCCUCAACGUCUGCCGGGUGGACUUCAGCUUCCCCCACGAGUACUUCUGCGGCGUGAGCAACGCGGCCAGGGACUUCAUCAACGUCAUCCUGCAGGAAGACUUCCGCCGCCGGCCCACGGCCGCCACCUGCCUGCAGCAUCCCUGGCUGCAGCCGCACAGCGGCAGCUACUCCAAGAUCCCCCUGGACACCUCCCGCCUGGCCUGCUUCAUCGAGCGCCGCCGGCACCAGAACGACGUGCGGCCUGUCCCCAACGUCAAGAGUUACAUCGUCAACCGGGUGAGCCAGGCCACGUAGCC
Sorex fumeus (smoky shrew) is the source of this 9226-nucleotide messenger RNA. RefSeq names its product kalirin RhoGEF kinase (gene KALRN). Lineage: Eukaryota; Metazoa; Chordata; Mammalia; Eulipotyphla; Soricidae. Gene Ontology annotation, cellular component: cytoplasm; postsynaptic density. The record is from RefSeq and is a predicted model, not a curated record. The transcript is spliced from 61 exons. The coding region runs from base 174 to 9224 and encodes 3016 amino acids. Gene Ontology annotation, biological process: axon guidance; protein phosphorylation; intracellular signal transduction. Gene Ontology annotation, molecular function: ATP binding; protein kinase activity; guanyl-nucleotide exchange factor activity.